Messenger RNA from Selaginella moellendorffii, 2671 nucleotides. RefSeq lists its product as uncharacterized. The record is from RefSeq and is a predicted model, not a curated record. Lineage: Eukaryota; Viridiplantae; Streptophyta; Lycopodiopsida; Selaginellales; Selaginellaceae. The transcript has 6 exons. The coding region runs from base 340 to 1638 and encodes 432 amino acids.
AGACAUAGGUGACAGUGCUACGAAAGAUCAACAUCUGUACUAUAGGACUGCUAUAGAAGCCCUCGAGUGGGAGCAUGCAUAAUUUUGCUACGUACUGGUGGAGCACGGAUCAUAUUUGUCAGUGUUUAUGCUUGGGGUCUGUGGCACAAAGAGCAAGAAAGUCAGCCGGCGGCAUCGAAAAACAGGUAUUUUUUUCUACUCGGUGAGUUUGGGGUUUGGUAGGGUGCUCUGGAAUCUGGGUAUGGCCGUGUCCGAUCGGCAAGGAAGUUCUACUUUUAGGCACCCACAUUGAGCAGCCAUAGAAAAGGGAAAAAACAAAGGAAAAAAAGAAGAGAAAAAAUGGUGAAGUUGAUUCAAGGGGAACCAGGGGAGUCGGAAGAAGGCUAUGGAAAUGCCUUGUCGCAGCGCCUAGAGAAGGUUCAGUUCAAGACGCUAAAGCCACUGCUGUGGAAGUCACUGACGCAGGAACCGUUCCUCUCCGACCUCUCGCAGAUGGGUCUUUCCUGCUUCUUCCAGUCCAAGUUUGUCCGGGGGGACGAGGCGCUGUGCCGAGAGUUUCUAUGCAGCUACAAGAAGCAUGGAUCAGGGUAUGUGAGGCAGGAAGUUGUCCAGACGGGCCCGAAGAUCGUCCAGGUGGUUCUCAAGCUCCCUCAUGGCGGGAAGGCAGUGAAGGAAGUUCCCAAGCUCACCUCUGAAGAGCUCUACAGCAUGUACAACGGGCCAACCGUCAAGGUGAAGCACAACGGCUUUAGCGUCAAGGCGCUGUCCGAUCCCCACUUCAAGGAGUUUGUGAGUUUCAUGGUGGACCGGAUGAGCUGCAAGGUGAACUGCACGUACGUGAGUGCGGAGAUUUUGUACGCGGCCAAGUAUGUCUGGGAGACCAAGGCCGUGCUAGACUGGGCCGGAUAUAUGAGUCACAGGAUCCAAGCUCAGUGUGAGAAAGUCCGGGGAACGUCCCAGAGCGCGUUCGAGUACACACAGUAUCUCACUCAGAUCAUACACUAUCAGCUGGGAAUGGCGAGGGACGACGAGUUGCUCGUAGAUACCGGAUUGGGAAUGGAGUCGCCUCCCGUCGUCCAUGCUCUGAAAGUCCAACGCCCAAAGGAUCAAGCGAUGGGAUUGGAACUAGCUAGCUCUGGUCGUGACGGUGAUGGAAGCACCGUCCAGCAGCAGCACUCUGGAGUAAAUGGUGGAGAGAAACGGCCGAGGAAACAGCACGAAGCAAAAGGUGCCGCGAAGAAGCAAAAGAGUAAUGCUCGUGAAGGGCCCGAGUAUGCUCUAAACCUGCUAGAGAAAGUGACUGACUGGAUUAGAAGUAAUGGCUCCGAGCAACAAAACCGUGGGAUUGAGCAGCAGGCUGAGAAGAGAGUUACUCAGCUGGAAUCAGAGCUAGAUGAGAUCAAGCGUCGCUGCGAAGCCGAGCACCAGCAACAGGUGCAAUGGGAGGUGCAGCUUAAUCUCGUCCAGCAGGAAAAGAUUGUGUUGCAGGACCAAGUGCAAGCUCUGGUCGCUCAGCAGGCAGCUUUGAGGCAGCGCCUGGAGGUGUCCGAAAGGGAGAGGCUCCAGCUCCAGGCCUACUUGUCUCGGGCUAUAAACGGGAAGAAAGACGAUAGCUUCUUCAGGGAUCAGCCGAAAUAGAGCUCCCUUGAAGCAUCGGGAGUUUGCGUGUACCACUAGACUUGGCUUCCGUGCGCAGACUGCUGCUCCACGUAAAAAGGAAGUUCGUCCAAGCAUUUCUAGCCCAUGCAGGAACACUGAUCACUAUUUCGAGAGGAUGGGGAGUUCUCUUGUACCAGACCUGGCUUCCGACGGUUGUGUUCUAUGUUGUUGCUCCACGUAAAAAAGGGUGCGUGUGGAGGAACACUGGUCUAACAACGUGAAUGAAUCCUUUCGAGAGAACUUCGCAGUUAAAACAUCUACGGCUGGAACCGAGAGGUAUGUCUCUUCUUUACAACGAAACACAGGACCUCUUGAGACGAAGGCGAAGAAGGGGCCUUUGGUUGAUAAACCCUGGGGGGUGGGGGAAGUUUUCUCUAUAGGGUUCUUGGAGGCAUGACAUCGCCCCCGAAUCUGGCAAAGUUCCUCAAGCCGUAUGUGCUCAAGGUGCAGCUCUUCAGCCGGCACAUGACCGCUCAUGUGAUCCACCGCAUCACCACGCGCACGGUGGCAAUGUGCGACUCGAGAGAGGCCCAGCUGCGGGAAGAGAUGGCCCAGCUCGAGUCCGUGGCCCGGGCCGCCAGGGUGGGCGAGCUUCUAGCGUCCAGGCUCAAGCUCAAGGAGGUGAAAGAGGUGGUUUUCCAGAUGGAGGAGGAGAUGAGAAAGGUGGAGGAGGCUAACAAGCAGCGGAUGCUCAGGGCCUUUUCGAGCAAGCUCGUCGAGGGCGGUGUAGAUUUCGUGUAGAGGUUCUAGAGGUGGACGGGCGAUGCGGGACAAGGGAGAUUUCUUGCUCAGCAACAUCUUCUAUGGAGAUGGGAAAGGAGAGAAGGUUUUCUUUUUUGUUUUCUCGGCCCUCGUCGCGUUUUGGGUCUCCUCGAUGCGUUUUGGGUCUCCUCGAUCGAUCGCUGCCUGCAUUUUGAGAAAUUGGAAGAGAGGAACAAGAGAAAAGAGAGAGAAGUUCCACCACUGUAAAAUAAUAACUCCUUGCAUUUCAUGAAGAUCAAAGCUUUUGGUC